ACCGAAAACAGGAACUCUCUGCGGAUUCUAUUCCCGUUUCACGCGCUGAUUCCGCUCUUCAGGAACUACAGAAAGGCGCGUCACUUUGCGACAGUCGUCGCCGACGUACGGCAACGUAAAGUGCGGCAGAUAAGAUGGAAAACUACACCAAAGCGCGAACGGUGGAGCAGCCAUCUGUCUGUCCGUUCCCUGACCUCGCCCCGGACACGCCGGAGAUCCGCGUCAAGGACGGCAGCAAGAUCCGCAACCUGCUGCGCUUCGCCCUGAGCCGCAUGGAGGCCAAACCUCCAGCAGCCGAAGAGACGGGACAACCUGCGCCCGAGGAGGUGGGCGUGGCUGUGGCGGGACAACAGGAACCCGCGAGCCCCCCGCUCUGCAAACAGGUCGUCUUCACCGCCAGCGGUAAAGGCGUCUCCAAGGCUAUCACCUGUGCUGAGAUCGUGAAGCGGCGUGUGAAGGGGCUGCACCAGCUCACCAGGCUGCUGCACAGCUCUGUGGUGGAGGAGUGGGAGCCACUGGAGCCCGACGCCGGCCUCGACGGCCUCACCGUCAACAGGAAGCUGCCCGCCAUCUGGAUCCUCCUCUCUGUCGAGCCGCUUGACGCCAGAGAACCCGGGUACCAGGCGCCGGGUAGAUACGACGCCCUGUGGGCUCAGUCGUCCAGCAGAGAGGAGAGUGGAGGCGUCACAGGACAGAGGCCAGGACACCGGAGGAAGAGAGGAGGAGGAGGAGGAGAAGGAGGGAGAGGGAGAGGAAGAGGAAAAGGCCCCGGGCGUCAGGGAAGCCGGAGCAGAGACAAAUGAGCUAAUUCAGAUUCUUUAUAAACUGUGUGUGACCAUGAAGAAGUUAGUUUAUUGAUAUUAUUAUUAUGGUUGAACAAUUCAUUGUUUUGUAAAUCCAAAGCAGUUAUAAAUCGCAUAAAGGCUGCGAUUUAUUCAUUCAUUUUUAUAUAUAUGUCAGUUAAAAUGCAAUGCUUUAAUUGUCAUCCUUACAUUAGAGUUCAUAUUUCUGAUGGUGUCUGAAUUAGUCGGGAACUCGUUUGGUCCACAAACCAAAAACAUUCAGUUUGAGUGAGUUUGACUGUUCAGCUGAACAUUGGACUGCCUUCUCAUGCAGUUGAUAAACCACCACGUUAUGUGGUAAGUUUGUAUCACUGCGGUCAAUCCAGAUCUGCAACUAACGAUUUCGUUCAUAAUGGAUUCAUCUGUUGAUUAUUUUCUUUAUGAAUUGAUUAGUUUGGUCCAUAAAAUGUUUGCCCAAACUAAUGAUGUUUCUCAAAUGUCUUGUUUUUGUCCACAAACACAGAAUGAUUCAGUUUGAAUGAUUUAUUUGUUUUAUGGAGCAAAGAAACCUGGAAAUGUUCUUUUUAAUUGCUUUUCAACUGACAACACCAGAGCUGCAACAAUUACUACACUAUUUUUAUUAUAGAUUAAGAGGUUUGAGUGUUUUUUAAUAAUUAAAACCAGUUUCUGUGAUUUUUCAGCGUCUUAAAUGUGAAUAUUUUCUGGUUUCUUUGCUCCUUAAAACAAAGAAAUCAUUAAAUCUGAAUCAUUUCCACUGAUCAACAUUUUUUGGACCAAAUAAGUACUGGAUUAUGAAAAUAAUUGUUACUUGUUGAUUUUGAUCUAUUGACUAAAAGUGAAUAGAUUUGAAAAGCUGAAAAAGUUUUAUCAAUUUUUAAUUUAAAUUAUGUUUUUUUUAAUGUAUUUUUAGUUUGUAAAUGUGGGUGAAAUUGAUUUAAAUUAACUUAUACCAUUUAUUUUGUCAUUUGGACUUAAAUGUAGUAAAAUUGAGGAAAACUACAGUAUGUAUCACAGUUUGUUGUGAUGUUAGCAUCGAUGCUGUUGCGUGUUUUCAGUGUCUGUUAAUUUAAUAUAGGGUGUCCUAAAUUAUGGUGCAUUCACCGUUGAAUUGCGUCUAUUUUAUUUCUUAUUUUACACACUUAAGUAAUGUUUUAUAGCUUUGUAGCUUCAAUAAAAUACUUAUUUUAUGAA
Molecule: messenger RNA, 1994 nt
Organism: Solea solea (common sole)
Lineage: Eukaryota; Metazoa; Chordata; Actinopteri; Pleuronectiformes; Soleidae
Gene: rpp25l
Product: ribonuclease P/MRP 25 subunit-like
Exons: 2
Coding region: 135-803 (222 amino acids)
Biological process (GO): tRNA 5'-leader removal
Cellular component (GO): ribonuclease MRP complex
Molecular function (GO): RNA binding
Source: RefSeq, a predicted model, not a curated record